AUUCUGGCCAUGUGGCCGGUUAGUGACCCGAGACGUUUAUUCGACGAGCCUCGGCCCUGUUUGUGUUUGUGGACACGUCGAAAACGGUUUUACGUAACGCCCGCGCGGGGCUAGCUGUUGGCUCGCGAGGACAGAGUAGUGCGUGACGCUGUUUUUUAGUCUGUACUGUGAUGGGUUCUUGAUGUUUUGGAACAUCCAGAACACGAAGACCAUAAGUCUGAUCCAGCCUUAAGUGGAUCGACGUGCAGCCUCGCAGGAUGUAAAGCUACGGGGUGUUUUGAUAGGUGUUAUUUCUUUGUAAAUACUGUUAUUUGUAUAUACUGUAAAUGAUGACAUCCAUGGGCGGAAACCGAGCCCGGGGCAGCUGGGAGCAGACACAGAGCCAGACACAGCACAAGCAGAGGCCCCAGGCGACCGCUGAGCAGAUCCGACUGGCGCAGAUGAUUUCAGACCACAACGAUGCAGACUUUGAAGAGAAGGUCAAACAGCUGGUUGACAUUACAGGCAAGGAUCAGGACGAGUCCAUGAUUGCCCUGCAUGACUGCAACGGAGACGUCAACAGAGCCAUCAACGUGUUGCUCGAGGGCAACCCUGACACCGACUCCUGGGAAAUGGUGGGUAAGAAAAAAGGAGUAUCGGGUCAGAAGGAGAUCAGCCAGGCUGAAACCGGCGAGGAAGGAAAGGAGAACCGGGAGAAAGGAGCAGAGAAAGAUGCCGCACGCCGUCGGGGCGGAGCUCCGCGGAGAAGCCGUGGAACCAGCAGAGGGCGGGACUUUCGCAGCCAGGAAAACGGCCUGGACGGAGGAAAAGCUGCAGUCGCAGGAAGAGGAGCGGAGCGAGGCCGGAGGGGCAGGGGCAGAGGAAGGGGGGCAGUUGGGCUGUCUGGACGGCGAGGAGGAGGAGGCAGAUUCUCGGCGCAGGGCAUGGGCCAGAUUUGUAAAGAGUCCAGAAAUGAUAUAACAGGAGGUGGAAGAACCUUCAACCCAGCAGACUAUGCAGAACCCGCCCAGACAGAGGAAGGCUACGGAGGAGGCAGCAGCACCUGGAACAACACGGGCAGCGUGGAGCCGGAGGAGGGAUCACGGUUGGAGUACCCUGGAGGAGAGGGAACCAAUUACCCCCCAAAGUUUGAUUCUGCCCCCGGUGCCUGGCGUUCUGCCACGGAGGAGUGGGGGACCGAAGACUGGAAUGAAGAUCUUUCAGAGACUAAAAUCUUCACAGCUUCCAGUGUGGCAUCAGUGCCUCUGCCGCAAGAGAACGUCACCAUCACCAAAGGACAGAGGAUCGAUCUCGCGGUGCUUCUGGGAAAAACUCCUCCUUCUUCUUCCUCUGAGACAGAAAACACCCCCAUGGAGCCCCCCCAGACCCCCUCCCUGUCACUGGUUUUCAGCAACUCCAAGCAAGGGGCUUCGCUGUCCCAGUCCUCCUCCAGCAGUCCCUACGCCCAGCACAGCAUGGGCGGCAUGCUGAGCAAAGGCUUCGGGGACGUCGACCCUAAAGGCGGCAGCACCGGAACCACCGGAUCCCAGUUUCUGGAACAGUACAAAACGGCCCAGGCGCUGGCCCAGCUGGCCGCUCAGCACUCCCAGAGUGGACCGACCAACACGGCGCCUUCAUCCUGGGACACCGGCGCCGGCCCGCUGGGACAGUUCGACAUGAAAGCUCCGGCAGAGCCUGGGAUCCACACACCCUUUACGAAGCGGCAGCCGUACCAGGCGGCCACCUCGACCUCAUCCAUGUUGGAUGUUUUCCUGCAGGACAAAGGGCUGUCGGCUUCCUCCUCCUCUUCCUCUUUACCGCAGCAUUCCACAUCCUCCUCCCUUCCCAAAAUGGGAUCAAUGGCUUCUGUCGGUCACCAAGUCUCUCCCAGCUCCUCGGACGUCCAGGGUUCGAGUCCGCUGCCUCUGCAGCAGCACAAGCUGAAGCAGCAGAAGAAGAGGACGUCCCUCACGACCAAAAUUCCAGUCAUGGCGGUGGAGAUGCCUGGAUCCACAGACAUCUCAGGCCUCAAUCUGCAGUUUGGAGCUCUGCAGUUCGGUUCAGAACCAGUUCUACAAGAAUACGAGACCGGCCCGGCCACGACCACACCGAGUAACCAGGCUCAGAAUAGCCUCUACACCGCCCCCAGCAGCGAGCCCACCUCAGCUCUCUCCAGCUCCAACCAGAUGGACAUGUACGACCAGAGAGCUGCUCAAACACGCCGUUACCCCCCCUCCGUGUCCUCGUCUCCUCAGAAGGACAUGCAGCCCAAAAACGGCUUCAGUUCUAUGCAGGCGUCUCCGUCUGUGGAAGCUGCAGCAGGCCCUGCAGCCUCAGCCAAGAGCUCGGACUCCAGCAUGGGCUCUCUGGCAGACGGCGGCUCCGGCCCCGCCUCGCUGUUAACCACGUCCAACCAAGCGUCUCUUAGCGUUCUGGGCCACAGUGAAGACCUGCCCCCGAGCGCCGUUCCCCCUCCUCAACAGAACAGCGCUCACCCGUCACAACAGAACAACCUUCCUUCAUCUUCAGGGAGGACAUCCAACUCCAGCAUUCUUCAUCCCGGCGUAGACGCCGACUCCAACCUACACUCCUCUUUCCCCUCCUCUGUGUCAGCGGUGCCAUCUUCAUCGGUCCCUUCUUCCUCCUCUUCCUCCGCGGCGGCUGCACAGGCGUCGUUGGGCGUCCCUCAGGGCUCCUCCGUGGGCCCCGCCACAGUCUCCGCUCCCUCUGGUCUCGGCCCCGUCACUGGUUUGGCCAUGGGCCUCGGCCCCGCCUCUAUGGGCGGCCCCGCAGCAGGCCCUGCCUCCGUUUUAGCUUCUGCGGCGUCACCAAGCAUUCCUUCGUCAGCGGCGUCUUCUUCCACACGCAGCUCUGCAGCAUCCUCAGGGAAAGCCCCUCCCAAUCUGCCGCCGGGGGUGCCCCCUCUACUGCCCAACCCGUACAUAAUGGCCCCUGGACUGCUGCACGCCUAUCCUCCUCAGGUGUACGGCUACGACGACCUCCAGAUGCUGCAGACCAGGAUCCCACUGGAUUAUUACAGCAUCCCGUUUCCGACCCCCACGACAGCAUUGACCGGAAGGGAGGGGAGUCUAACCAGCAACCAUUAUUCUGGUGAACUGGCGAAAUUUGGGCGAGGCGACGCCUCCUCCCCCGCCCCCGCGACCACGUUGGCCCAGACGCAGCAGAGUCAAACCCAGACGCACCACACCACCCAGCAGCCCUUCCUCAACCCGGGCCUGCCCCCCGGUUACAGCUACCCCAGCCUCCCUUAUUACACCGGCAUGCCGGGCCUUCCCAACACCUUCCAGUACGGACCCGCCGUGUUUCCGGUGGCUCCUACCUCGUCGAAGCAGCACGGCGUGAAUGUUGGCGUCAACGCAUCGGCCACGCCCUUCCCACAGGCCAGCGGCUACGGUUCCCACGGAUACAGCACUGGCUAUGAGGAUGUGGGCCAGGCUUCAGGGAGUGGGGAUUUCUGUAAGGGCGGAUACGGCGCUGCCGUGGCCGCCGCCGCUUCCGCACAAAACAAGCCAGCCAGCUCCGUCACCGGGCCUGGAGUCGGUGUGUCGGUGACAUCGAGCAACACGGGGGUUCCUGACAUUUCCGGAUCUGUUUACACAAAGACACAGUCGUUUGACAAGCAGGGUUUCCACGCGGGAACGCCGGCGGCUUCCUUCAGCCUGCCGUCAGCCCUGGGGAGUGGAGGGCCCAUCAACCCCCCGGCCGCCGCUGGCUACGCCCCUGCCCCCUUUAUGCACAUCCUGGCCCCCCACCAACAGCCCCACUCCCAGAUUCUGCACCACCACCUGCAGCAAGACGGGCAGAGCGGCGGCGGCCAGCGCAGCCAGAACGCCUCCAUCCAACAGAAGUCUCAGAUCAACAAGUCUGCGUACAACAGCUACAGCUGGGGGGCCAACUAACGUCCAGAGGGGGGACACCCCCCACAUCGCCGGUGGGCCGGACCGCAGGACUCGACGCCCUUCCUGCAGAACCGUCUCCUCACGUGAACUCCCUGCUCCUCCUGCAGCCUCGACCGUGGUCGGGGGGAGGACAAGCAGGGGGGGGCAUGGAGGCUAAAGGGUUUUAUAAAAUGAAACAGGAAUUUGUUUUUCAGACCCCCCCGUCCCUCCCCCUCGCCUGUAACAUAGAACUGUUUUCUAAAAGAACCAACAUUUCCUGAAUGGGUUCUGUUUCCUUUCUUUGGUCCUCCAUUUUUUUUGGCUUGAGGGGAGAAAACCUGACUGGGGGGGGGGGGGCGGUUUCAUAUUCUCACCUUCACCUGUGCUUUCAUCCAGACCCCCCCCAUACAAUAUAUCCCAAAAUAAGUUGCUGUUGAAUGCUUUCCCCCCCUUUUAUGUCAUUUUUAAGUUUGAAGAAGCAGUUGGUAGAGUCGUGAAGUUUAUUUUUUACCAAAUCUAGAUCUAUUCUAUAUACAGAGGCUGUGGGGACAACGCGUCAUGUGACGGCGUGCGUGUUUGAACACGUGGGGAUUGUGAUCAGAAACGUUUGGGCUCAGGGCGGUUGGGCAUGCGGCGUUUGUACAGUAACUCCUCCCAUGAAUCCUAACCGCAUCCGGACGGAAGGACAGACGGAUUCCCGUCCUUCCUCCUCCUCCUCCUCCUCCUGUCUUCUAACAUAAAAGGAAACCCUGCAGCGUUGAAUACUGAUGGACAGAAUUGUAUUUUGGGUUUUGUUUCAUUUUCAGUGAUUUAUUUUUAUUUUUUUUUGUACUGUGCGUUUUAAAACAAAAUCUAAAUGGAGAAAAACUAGUCUUGUACAUAUAAAAACACAAGUACUGUAGUCCCCGUUUGUCCAUGGCUUUUUCUUUCCUUCUCAAAUCCUUGCAGACUUGUUAGCUUUGUUUUCAUAUUUUUUUUAUUUUGUAAAAAUAUAUAAAUAUUAAGUAAAUAAACAAAGACGUUUUCAUCA
Oryzias latipes (Japanese medaka) is the source of this 4908-nucleotide messenger RNA. It is a transcript of the gene ubap2l, whose product is annotated as ubiquitin associated protein 2-like. NCBI's taxonomy places the organism in Eukaryota, Metazoa, Chordata, Actinopteri, Beloniformes, Adrianichthyidae. Gene Ontology annotation, cellular component: nucleus; cytoplasm. The record is from RefSeq and is a predicted model, not a curated record. Gene Ontology annotation, molecular function: protein binding.